Messenger RNA from Closterium sp. Naga37s-1, 4212 nucleotides. NCBI's taxonomy places the organism in Eukaryota, Viridiplantae, Streptophyta, Zygnematophyceae, Desmidiales, Closteriaceae. The record is from the annotation of a GenBank genome assembly.
AUGUCAAGCCUCUUCGGCGCACAGCGCGUGGCAGGCUGUGCGGUGACGCCCACUCCGCCACCUGAUAAACGCCCGCGCACGCAUCACUCCCUGCCCUCCAGCCCGUCGCAACCGCGCUCGGUGCUGCAGCUGCCGUCAGAGCGCCCGGGCGUCCAUAGAAGCACACCCGAGCUCCCCGCCGCCACUCGAACUCAUGGCGUCACAAGAAAAGCCGCCAGCAGCAGCGGAAGCAACGCGAGCAUGAGCAGCAGGCGGGCAACAGGAUGCGUAUUCUGCUUAGGGAGUGACUCGUGGCAGCGCACGGGCCAACUAUGGCGAACAGCGGGAGCAACAGCCGCAAUUGCGAGACGGCUAGGCGGCAAGCUGACGGCCGGGAAGUUGUCAGCGCAGCGGCAGCGGCGGCAGCAGGCGCAGCGGGGGUGCGGGUGCGUGGCCGCCGUGUCCAUGGCGAGUCCGCCCGGGCCCGUCGCAGAGCCGGGACCCGGCGCGAGCGACAGCGGCAUGGGCGCGGGCGAGGCGGCGGGCACGGCGGAGGAGCGCGUGGGCGUGCUGCUGCUGAACCUGGGCGGGCCCGACACGCUGGACGACGUGCAGCCGUUCCUCUUCAACCUCUUCGCCGACCCGGACAUUAUCCGGCUGCCGCGCGCGCUGCGGUUCCUGCAGCGGCCCAUCGCGCAGUUCAUCUCGACGAUGCGCGCGCCCAAGAGCCAGGAGGGGUACGCCGCCAUCGGCGGGGGCUCGCCGCUGCGCCGCAUCACCAUGGACCAGGCGGAGGAGCUGGGGAAGGCGUUGCAGAAGAAGGAGGUGGCGGCGAAGGUGUACGUGGGCAUGCGCUACUGGCACCCCUUCACCGAAGAGGCCAUCUACCAGAUAAAGCAGGACCGCAUAACGCGGCUGGUGGUGCUGCCGCUGUACCCGCAGUUCUCCAUCACCACCAGCGGCUCCUCGCUGCGCCUCCUCGAACGCAUCUUCAGGGAGGACGAGUACCUGGUGACCAUGCAGCACACCGUCAUCCCCUCUUGGUACCAGCGCCGCGGCUACGUCGAGGCCAUGGCCACACUCAUAGAAAAGGAGCUGCUCGCCUUCUCACGACCAGAAAUUGUGAACAUAUUUUUCAGUGCGCACGGGGUGCCGGUGGCGUACGUGGAGGAGGCGGGCGACCCGUACAAGGCGGAGAUGGAGGAGUGCGUGGGGCUCGUCAUGGACGAGCUGCGCCGCCGCGGCGUCUAUAACAACUACACCCUCGCCUACCAGAGUCGGGUGGGGCCAGUGGAGUGGUUGAAGCCGUACACAGACGAGAGCAUUGAGACCCUUGGCAAGGCCGGCGUCAAGAGCCUGCUCGCCGUCCCCAUCAGCUUUGUGAGCGAGCACAUAGAGACGUUGGAGGAGAUAGACAUGGAGUACCGCGAGCUGGCACUGGCGUCGGGCGUGGUGGAGUGGGGGCGAGUGCCAGCGCUGGGGUGUGAGCCGUCGUUCAUCGAGGACCUGGCGGACGCCGUGCUCGAGGCCCUGCCCUACGUCGGUGCCAUGGCCGCCUCCUCCCUCGAGGCCCGCCAGGCGCUGGUGCCACUGGGCAGUGUGGAGGAGCUGCUGGCCACGUACGACAUCGAGCGGAGAGAGCUGCCCGCACCCGUGGCCAUGUGGGAGUGGGGGUGGACCAAGAGCGCCGAGACGUGGAACGGGCGUGCCGCCAUGGUGGCCGUGCUGGGGCUGCUGCUGCUGGAGACCUCCGCCUUUCCCACCGGAGAUUCUCCCGCCGGCGUUUUCACAGCGCGCGCGCUCACCCGCCCAUGGCGCGCACGGCGAAGCGGGGGGGCCUCGGAGGACGAGCUGUCGAGGGCGGUCGCGGCGCAAGAGGCGCUGGGGAACGUCGCGGCGCAGACGGACGGGGUAGCACAAGCGGAUGAGGCGCAAGCGCAGGAGGGGCGGAAAUUGGGGAGCGGAGGGGAUGAGGGGAGCAGCGGGGCGGGAGAGGUGGGGCAUUGGGAAGAGGGGGAAGGCAGCGCGGCAGGGGAACGUACGGAGGGUGAAGCGGGGAGCGGCGGAGUGACGGUGAUCCGACACUUCUCGUUGCAUGGGGAGAACCGCACGCUGCCGUGGGAGGAAGACUUCUGGCGGGUGGCGAGGAAGCCCAAAAGGGGGAUGGAAGGGGACGGUGGAGACAGGGAGCGGGGAGCAUGCGCUGUGCCAUGCCUCUGUGUGCCGCUCAUGCACGCAUGGCCACUACCGUGCGCCUGCCUUGUGCUCCCCCCGCGCUCUCAUCACCCUCCACGCUUGGCCCGUGUGCGCGCGUGCAUGCACGUGUCCCCCGUGGUGCAGGCGUGGACGGCAGCGUAUGGGCUGGAGCACCGCUGGAGCGCUCCCACCUCCGUCUCCCUGCCGCCCGCCCUCGCUGCUCACAUUGCCGCCAGGCGCAGGCGACACAGACGACGGGGGCGACAGGAGGCGAGGCGGAAGCACGGAGUGAAGGAGCAGGCGGAGGAGCAAUGGCCGGAGGUGGAUGAGAGUGGGGAUGCAGGCGGUAGCAGUGGCGGAGUGCCCCCUGCGCCGCACCUGGUGGCGUGUGAGGCGGCAGCAGCGCAGCAGCGCCUGCUGGAGCAGCGCCUGCCCGACGGCUCUCCCCCACCCUGGGCUGCCCCUGCUGCUGCCGCCACUGCCGCCGCCGCUGCAGAGGCUGCUGACCCUAAAGGGUACCGCGAGGGGCUGAGAGGGGCGGGCGCUGGGGAAGGCGACGAGCGCAGUGAGGGGAGGGAGGCGGGGCGCAGGCAGGAGGAGAGGUGGGCGACAGUUCCUCAGACACCGUGGGUGCAGGGCAGCGACGCAGACAACCUGCCGUUCACGCGCGUGGUGCAGGCGGCGCUGUGGCUGCACCAGUUCCCGCGGCACUGCCAGCACCCGAAGCACCGGUUCGUGCUGUACCAGUGGCCGGGCGAGGGCGACCACGGGCUGGGGUCCGACGUGCACCUGCUGUCCGUGGCCAUGGGCGUGGCGCUCGCCACAGGCCGCAUCCUCGUGCCGCACCGCAACUUCUUCCGCGCCCACCACGACGCCUGCUCCGGCGAGGCAGAGGGGUCGUUGGCGUGCUACUUCGCUCCGCUGACCCACGCGCACUGUGAGGAGGCCGUGGCUGCGCUGGUGGCGGCGCAGCCAGAGCUGGUGGUGCCGCCGGGCAUGGAGGGCGCGGGCGUGGAGCGGUGGGUGGCGGGCAUGGUGGUGGACUGCCACGAGGUCAUGCACGCCCUGCUGCUCCAGCUGCGCGGCCCCCAGCCUGUCGUCAUGCUGCCCCUCUGCGCUCCCUCCCACCUGCUGCACGCCGUGCCGGGGUGGUGGGGGCGGCCAUGGGAGGCAGUGCCGCGCUCAGAGGAGGUGGUGGGCGACAGCACUGUGGCGGGGCCGCGCCAGUGGAACCGGGUGAGCUGGUGGCGCGCUCAGACCACCCGCUUUGCCAUGCGCUGGCCCUCGCCCUACCUCUGCCACCUCACCAACAUCGCACGCCAUGCCGCCUUUGGCCCACUCACAGCACGACAAGUGGUGGCAGGAGAGGCGGUGAAGCGGGAGGCAGAGCGCAUGAUGGCAGGCACCAACCGCACUCAGUUCGAGCGCCUCAUGGCCGGCAUCUCAAGGCAGUCUCUGCCUUUCUCAGGGGGCAUUUGGGACGUGAGCAACACGCAGGCUGCUGCCGCUGCUGCUGGUAGCAGUGCCGCCAGCACUGCUGCUGCUGCCGCCACACUUGCAUUCGCCGGCAGUGCAUCGUCCUCGCUGGUGUACGCCCCCCCCUACGUGCCGCGGCCGCUGCUGAGCAUGCAUGUGCGGGCGGGGGACAAGGCAUCGGAGAUGGAGGUGUUUCCCCUGGCGGCGUACAUGGUGCUGGCGGCACGUGUGCGCCUCAAGGACCCCUCGCUGCACCACGUGUGGCUCAGCACUGAGAUGCAGGCAGUGGUGGAGGAGGCGCGGCGCUUCCCCGGGUGGACCUUCCACCACACGCGCAACCCGCGCGUGGGCGGGGCCAACACGGGCAUGGUGUCGUUUGAGAGUGCGCUGGGGCACGAGCUGGCGGGCGCCGUGUCGCUGGCGAACCUGAUGGUGGCGGCGCAGGCGGACUACUACGUGGGCGCGCUGGGGUCCAACUGGAACCGCCUCAUCAACGAGCUGCGCGUCACUGGCGGCCGCCUCAAGGCGGGGUACCUGUCCGUCAACUACGAUGAGAUGUAG